Molecule: messenger RNA, 1751 nt
Organism: Juglans microcarpa x Juglans regia
Lineage: Eukaryota; Viridiplantae; Streptophyta; Magnoliopsida; Fagales; Juglandaceae
Product: E3 ubiquitin-protein ligase RING1-like
Exons: 2
Coding region: 261-1283 (340 amino acids)
Biological process (GO): protein ubiquitination
Cellular component (GO): cytoplasm
Molecular function (GO): ubiquitin protein ligase activity
Source: RefSeq, a predicted model, not a curated record
AACCUCACUCAUCCUUUUCCUCCCCUACAACCAGCAGUACUGAGAAAGCAAACACUACAAAACCUUGCAAGAAUUGCUUUCUGCAACCCUACUAAGCCAUUCUUUUCUUCUUUUUGUUCCAAUUGAUCUUGAUUGUAUGUGUAUCUGACGACUUGAUUGAUUUCUUCGAUGUGCACGCAUUCUUUCAGGAGCAAACGCACAUCCCAGAAAGCCAUAAUCCUAAACCCAGCUGAACUUUCAAUUUCACGACUGAGGUAGCUAUGUCAUUGAGCCCUCCUCGUGUCCGUAACAAUGGCAGUCCGACGACCAACCCGCUCUACUGGUGCUACCAUUGCCACCUUGGGGUCAGGAUUGCCUCCACCAACCCGUCCGAGAUCAUUUGCCCACGUUGUGCCGGGCAGUUCGUCUGUGAGAUUGACGUCGCCCGGCCAAGGCUCGUAGUCGAUUUCACCGAUUACGAUCCCUCCCCCGAAGCACGUCUACUCGAGGCCCUCGCUCUCAUGCUUGACCCGCCGAUAAGGCUCUUCAGUAAUACGGAAACUGAAUCUCGACGCCGUCCUUGGUUCUGGCGGCGAAACCGUCGUUUAGUAGAAGAUCGUCGGGACCCAGAAGCGGAAAGCAUAACCAGUCCUCAAAUUAGAAGGUGGCCGCGAUUUGACGGGAGAGAGACUCCGGGCCGGGAACCUGGCAUUCUAGGACGGCCUCGGACUUGGAUUGUUGUUAGGCCUUUGGAUCCUUCUGGCCCUUUCAGACCCAUUCACCAACCGGAACUUCCAGUUGCUCUGGGAGUUGAUCCUAGAAAUCAUCUUUUCGGGUCAGGCCGGCUAAACGAAUUGAUCGAGCAACUGACUCAAAACGAUAGGCCAGGGCCUUCUCCGGCGCCCGAAUCAGCAAUUAACGCGAUACCAACCGUGCAAAUCACGAAGGAUCAUUUGAUCAAUGACUCAAACUGCCCUGUCUGCAAGGAGGAGUUCAAGGUUGGUGGGGAAGCAAGGGAAUUGCCCUGCAAGCACAUAUACCACUCCGAUUGCAUUGUUCCUUGGCUGCAGCUUCACAAUUCCUGUCCCGUUUGCCGGAACGAGCUGCCGGCGCCUGUUGAAGACAAUAUUAAUGACCGAGAAAGUAGCAUUGAGUCUGAGGAUUCUCAUGCAGAAGGGGGCAGGAGACGCUGGCGGCGGCGCUUGAGGUGGAGACAGUUGGCCAAUUUCUGGCCUUUCAAUGCGAGAUACCGCCGUACAAACCAACAUGGCAAUGUCGAUUCUUCUCGAAGGGUUUUGGGUUGAUUUGAUUUUCACCAAAGCCAGUGCUGUUUCAGUGGAUGACUUUGUGCACGGGGAGAUGAAGCACGAGCACAAGGAGAUAAAAAUUCACAGAGGGGAGGAGAGGAGUCUUCGGGUGAGAGAGAUGAUUUGGGAGGCAAAAUCGGUUUUAUUUUUUUAUUUGUUAGUGAACUGGAAUGCCACGUAGGAUGUAUGGUGUAAAACAUUUCAACCGACUGAUGAGCAAAUUUUCUCAUAUAAAUAUAUAUAUUUCCUUAAUUUUAUAACCUAUUUUCGAUCUCUGUUCUUGACCUUUGUGUCCCAUUGUUAAUGUUGAAAAUGAUAUCUAUUAGAUAAAUGAUUUGUACAAAUCCUAAAUAGACAAAUCUCGUAUAAGCGCUCGUAAAAAAGUGAAUCUCACCUUAAAGUGUAAAAAAAAUUAUUAUUUAUUAGUGUGAUCUUUUUUUUAUAAAAAAGUUCGUAUGUAACUUA